UUCCACUUCCGACUUGUACCAACUUGUACUUUCGAUCUUUGCUUCUUGAAAUGUAAUGUAUUUAAUAUCGCUUCUGACUCUGGUCGCUUCUGAUCGGUUUUAUCGUGCACAACGUGAUAUCAAUGGGCCAAGAUAAUUAAUUUCCUCUGAUUAACGUUAUUGAAAAUAUCAAGACAUGAAGGAGGAAUCAUUAACGGGUUGGCGAAUUAUAUGGUGGUUAUUCAAAUUAUUUGGAUUCCCAAUUACUAUCCCGUGGUUAAUAUAUCAUUUCUUUGAUAUUAUGCAACGGAAGAGGAGAAAGAGAAUGUUGAAUGAGAAAGUUGUAAUAAUUACUGGGGCCAGUUCUGGAUUAGGGGAAGCAUUAGCACAUGUUUUUUACUCCUGUGGCUGUAAAGUGAUCUUAAUUUCUAGAAGAAAAGAAGAACUGGAAAGAGUGAAAAAUUCUUUAUUGAAAACUCUCCAGACAGGGCCAACGCAUCCUCCUACAGUUUUAGCAUUGGAUAUAACUAACAUAAACUCUAUUCCAAGUGAAAUUGCAAAAAUAGUAGAUAUUUAUGGAAAAGUUGAUAUUCUAAUUAACAAUGCUGGUAUUUCUCACAGGGGUGAAGUUCUUGUUGAUAUAAAAAUAAUGAUUACAAACUAUUUUGCUCAAAUAGCUUUGGCCAAAGCUGUACUUCCAUACAUGAUACAACAGCAGUCAGGUUACAUAGUAUGCGUUAGUAGCAUACAAGGAAAAAUUGCAAUCCCAUACAGGUCUGCAUAUGCAGCUUCCAAACAUGCAUUACAAGCCUGGUGCGAUAGUUGUAGAGCAGAAUUAGCUGAGAAAAAUAUAAAAGUUAUAGUUGCUAGUCCUGGUUAUAUUAAAACUGCUAUGUCCUUGAAUGCUUUAACAGGAUCUGGACAAGUUUAUGGAGUAAUGGACAAAGCAACACAACAAGGGUAUUCACCAGAAUAUGUGGCAGAUUGUAUUUUAAAAGCAGUAUUAAAAGAAGAAAAGGACUUGGUAAUAAGUCCAUUUCUUCCGAAGGGUGCAAUGUAUUUACGAACGUUGUGGCCAUCACUUUACUUUUGGAUAAUGCAAAAACGAGCUAAAACGACAUUGAAAGAAGAAUGAUAUUCAUAAUUGUUUGAUAUUUGUUAUAUAAUAACAUUCUAUUUUCGUUUUUAUAUUUGUAUUGUUUUUUGUUGCUACUGCAUUGUCAAUAAAAUUAAAUGCAAUUUCUACUACUUUGUAUUCUAUAGAGAGUCCAAGAUAUUUUUAAAUUGGGAACAAUUUUAGGAAAUUUUUAAUAAACGAUGUUAUAUUCCAAA
This is a messenger RNA of Ceratina calcarata, 1311 nucleotides long. RefSeq names its product dehydrogenase/reductase SDR family protein 7-like. NCBI's taxonomy places the organism in Eukaryota, Metazoa, Arthropoda, Insecta, Hymenoptera, Apidae. Gene Ontology annotation, cellular component: membrane. The record is from RefSeq and is a predicted model, not a curated record.